Messenger RNA from Lepus europaeus (European hare), 3132 nucleotides. It is a transcript of the gene TMUB2, whose product is annotated as transmembrane and ubiquitin like domain containing 2. The transcript has 3 exons. Gene Ontology annotation, molecular function: protein binding. Bases 1348 to 2253 code for a protein of 301 amino acids. The record is from RefSeq and is a predicted model, not a curated record. Lineage: Eukaryota; Metazoa; Chordata; Mammalia; Lagomorpha; Leporidae.
CCGGGGGCGGGCGGGCUGGGGUCCCGGUGUCCCCCAGCCGUUUCGGUCGCUUCGCCGCCACCCUUUUCUGCAAAGCGUGGCUCAUGCCAUUACCGCGCCUGCCGUGAGGGCUUGGUCGGGGAGCGAUAACCGGAUGGCUGCCACUUGAGCGGUUGCGAUGUGCCGCGCUAGGUAGUUUUGCUUGGAUGAUUUCACGUCAUCUUCCAAACGACCUGCUGAGGUAGGUGCUAUUUUUAACCCCGUUUUACCGAGGCUCUGGGAAAGUUGUCCGCCGCCAGGAAGAGGCGGGCGGGCGUUGUGAUGAGUUGCUCUGUGUUUGCUUUCUCCCCGGCCGCAGGGGCAGGGCCGGCGUGGCAGGUGAGGAUGUGGGAACCCUGCCGAGGUUGGUAGCUUCCCCAGGCGUGCAGUCCUCCUUGUCUCCUGGAGUCGCGUAGAGAGCCGGACAGGUAGAGCCGUGUGAUGAAGUUGCGCAGGUGCGGUGAGGACAGUCCGAGGAUGGUGACCGCCGGCCUGGACUUGCCCAGGAGCGGCUGUGAGCGCAGCAGGUUCUUGGAGGGAAGCCGUAGGCACCGGAGGAACCGCGCAGGGUCAACCCCGCGGCACAGGGAGAGCUGAGAGGGCGUGGGAGAGCCGGCGUGGAAUCCUUUGCGAGGCAGUUCACCUGGGGAGUGCGUUUGGCACUUGUGAGCCCCUGGUGGCCCCUCCGGUGGCCUCUGGGGAGGUGUGACUGCUUCGAUGAGAGGUUCAUUUUCCUUAGGUCUUGACAGCCGGGCCUGGAUCUGCGACCGUGAGGGAGAAGGGGCUCAGAUCUGCAAGGCUGGCCGCCCAGGGCCUCCGAAGAGGCCUUAAGAUAAAACUUUUUGGAUUUUUUGGUUUCUCUGCAGCUGCCUUGGCGGUUGCUUAGGGGACAUACUUGCUUGACCGAGUGUUGGAAAGUCUAAGAACUGGGCUCAAAGAAGCGAAUGCUUUUCCCAUUCACUAAAAAGUAACAGCCGUGCAGGCGGGUGCUGUGGCGCAUGGGUUACGGCGCCGCCAGUCGGACAUCGCCCUCCUGUGUCGGAGCACAGGUCUGUCCCGGCUGCUCUGUUUCUGAUGCAGCUCCCUGCUAAGGUGCCUGGGAAGCAGCGGAGGAUGGUCCAGGGACUUGAGUUCCCACGAGAAACCUGGAUGGAGUUCAGGCUCCCGGCUUUGGCCUGGCCCAGCCCCUGGCAGCUGCGGCCACGUGGGGAGUGACCCGACAGAUGGAGGAUCUCUCUCGCACUCUGCCUUUGAAAUAAAUGUUUCAGAACAGCAAACAGUAGCAGCAACGACAAGCAUAGAAGCCUGGACCCCGUCGGCAGCCAGACCAUGGAGCUCUCUGACGUCACCCUCAUUGAGGGUGUGGGCAAUGAGGUGAUGGUGGUGGCCGGUGUGGUGGUGCUGAUUCUCGCUUUGGUCCUAGCCUGGCUCUCUACCUAUGUAGCAGACAGUGGCAGCAGCCAGCUCCUGGGCACUAUCGUGUCAGCAGGCGAUACAUCUGUCCUCCACCUGGGGCACGUGGACCACCUGGUAGCAGGCCAAGGAGCCCCAGAGCCCAGCGAACUCCCCCCUCCAUCAGAGGGUAAUGAUGAGAAGGCUGAAGAGGCCGGCGAAGGUGGGGGACAUGCCACAGGGGAGUUGGGGGCUGGAGGCGGUGCCGAGCCCAGCCUGGAGCAUCUCUUGGACAUCCAAGGCCUGCCCAAGAGACAAGCAGGCAGAGAGGGCAGCGGGCCUGAGGUCCCCCUGCGCUCCGAGGCUAGCACCUGCAUCCCGCCCAGCCCCGGCCUCAUCCAUGUGCGACUCAAAUUCCUCAAUGACACCGAAGAGCUGGCUGUGGCCAGGCCCGAGGACACUGUGGGUGCUCUGAAGAGCAAAUACUUCCCUGGACAGGAGAACCAGAUGAAAUUCAUCUACCAGGGCCGCCUGCUGCAGGACCCGGGCUGCACGCUGCAGUCCCUCAACAUCACCGACAACUGUGUCAUUCACUGCCACCGCUCGCCCCCGGGGGCAGCUACCCCAGGCCCCUCGGCCUCCCUGGCCCCCUCAGCCACUGAGCCAGCCAGCCUUGGCGUCAACGUGGGCAGCCUCAUGGUGCCUGUGUUUGUGGUGCUGUUGGGUGUUGUUUGGUACUUCCGUAUCAAUUAUCGCCAGUUCUUCACAGCACCUGCCACUGUCUCCCUGGUGGGGGUUACCGUCUUCUUCAGCUUCCUUGUAUUCGGGAUGUAUGGACGAUGAGGACAUGGGGAGAAAAUGAAAGGCCUGGUCUUCCUCCUCUGUGGCCUCCCCCUUUCCUGGCCAGAGCUGGGCCCGAGGGCCUGGGAGGGAGGGGUGGGAAGGAUGCGGGGGCUGCCCCCUCUGUCGGCCCUAGAGGCAGGUAUGGGGUCUCCCCUUCACGUUCACAGGGUGUGGACAUCCCCUCUGUGCAAGCACAACUCAGGUAGAAAUGAGGAGGUCAUCUCACAUCUAGGAUCCUGUGGGAGUUGAGCUGAUGAUGGCCGGUUUCAGUGGGAAGCUUGGGCUCUGAGGAUUCCCUCCCAGCAGCGACCCCAGCUCUUCCCAAGUGCCCUGCAUGUCUGCCCUAGCACCAGAGCUGCCUGCCGGGGUGGCCCAGCAUGCCCCCACUGCGAUCCUGCUGGGAGCCCGGACCCUGUGCACCUGCUUAGCUGAGGAGCGGCCUCUGGGACCUGCAGCCACUCUGGGGAUAAGGGGUGUGCCAGCCUCCCUCAUGGGCACCCAGUCACCACCUUCCUCCCCGGCCCCGUAGCAGCGAUAGGCGGCCCCCGUGUUCUAGUUUCCACUGUGCUCCCCUUUCAGAGCACUUUUUUUUUUUUUUUAAGUCUUCCUAAAGCUCAGUUGGGGAGGGGAUUGGGGCACAAUGCCAAGCCCCCAACAUUGGGAGGGGCCAGGCCACAGCUGCUACUCCCCUAGGCCUAGGGCUGUGAGCAAGACAGCACUGGCCCCCAGCCAGCGUCCUACCCCACCCAGCUCCAAGGACGAGCUCUGGGUAUGGCUCUCAGGGCCUCAGGCCCUCCUGUCUGAGGCUGUUGGAUGGAGGGUCGGUGUCUGUGACUGAAUAAAGUUCCAUUCCUGUGGCUGUGGAGCCGCCUCCUGUGA